CACCUACCUGGAGCUGCCCACCCGCGCGAGGAUGCCCGUCCUGGGACUGGGGACCUGGCAGUCUCUCCGAGGAGCAGCGAGAGGUGCAGUGAAGUUUGCCAUCGAUGUUGGGUACCGCCACUUUGAUUGCGCCUACCUGUACCAGAACGAGAGUGAGAUUGGGGAUGCGCUACGAGAAAAAAUUGAGGAGGGGGUUGUGAAGCGAGAAGACCUCUUUAUUGUCAGUAAGCUGUGGUCCACCUUCCACGAGAGAUCCCUGGUGAAGGAGGCAUGCCAGAAAACACUUGCUGCCCUCCAACUGGAUUAUUUGGAUCUCUACCUGAUGCACUGGCCCAUGGGAUUCAAGGCAGGACAGGAGCUAUUUCCUGCAGAUGGAAAUUGCAUGAUCGUUCCCAGUGAUACAGAUUUUCUGGAUACGUGGGAGGCUAUGGAACAGCUGGUGGAUGCGGGAAUGGUGAAGGCCAUUGGGGUCUCCAACUUCAACCACAAACAGAUAGAUUGGCUCCUGAGCAAACCAGGCUUAAGACACAAACCUGCAAAUAAUCAAAUUGAGAGCCACCCCUACCUUCCUCAGGAAGAGCUGAUUAAGUUUUGCCAAUCCAAAGGGAUUUCCGUCACUGCGUAUUGUCCCCUUGGAGCGCCCAACUGGCCAUGGUCCAAGCCUGAGGAUAUUUCCCUUUUUGAUGACCUCCAAACUAAGGAAAUUGCACUUAAGUACAACAAAGCUCCAGCUCAGGUGCUUAUCCGGCUCCAGAUUCAAAGAAAUGUGAGCGUAAUUCCCAAAUCUGCCACUCCACACCAUAUUGAGGAAAAUUUUAAGGUGUUUGACUUUGAAUUGGCUAAAGAGGAGAUGGAAACCUUCCUCGCUUUCAAGAAGCAGUAUCGCAUCUGUGCAUUAAGAGAAUGCAAAAAUCACAAGGACUAUCCUUUUUUGGAAGACUAA
This is a messenger RNA of Balearica regulorum gibbericeps (East African grey crowned-crane), 943 nucleotides long. Lineage: Eukaryota; Metazoa; Chordata; Aves; Gruiformes; Gruidae. The record is from RefSeq and is a predicted model, not a curated record.